Pseudocercospora fijiensis CIRAD86 is the source of this 1898-nucleotide messenger RNA. RefSeq lists its product as uncharacterized. The record is from RefSeq and is a predicted model, not a curated record. NCBI's taxonomy places the organism in Eukaryota, Fungi, Ascomycota, Dothideomycetes, Mycosphaerellales, Mycosphaerellaceae. Gene Ontology annotation, molecular function: oxidoreductase activity, acting on CH-OH group of donors; flavin adenine dinucleotide binding. The transcript has 4 exons. Bases 52 to 1791 code for a protein of 579 amino acids.
ACCAAGAGCACAUAUCUAAAGAAUCAAGAAUUUGAAGACUUGACAGUGAAUAUGGCGGAGAAUACUUGGGACUAUAUCAUCUGCGGUGGGGGAACAUGUGGUCCAGUCGUCGCCGGUCGAUUGUCAGAGGACCCAAGCCUCAAGAUCCUCAUCCUUGAGGCGGGCUCGCACAGCAAGGACAUGGACAAUGUUCACAUGUCUGGAGCAUGGACGAAAAAUCACUAUGGACCAACAGACUGGAAUAUCGUAUCUCCGCCACAAGUGGGCUUGAAUGGCAAAGAAUGCAGACUUCCUCGCGGCAGAUUUCUUGGUGGCAGUAGUGGAUCCAAUGGAACGAUUUGCAUACGUGGAGUCAAACAGGAUUAUGAUGAUUGGGGAUUCCCAGAAUGGAAUGGAGAUGAGAUGUUCCGAGCGAUGAGAAAGGCAGAGACAUUCCAUCCCAAGGAGUGGUUCCCACACGAUCCAAGCGCUCACGGCACCGAUGGUCCUCUCCACAUCGAGCCUGCUCUGCCUCCUAUUCCGAUUGCUCAGCGUAUGUUUGAGUCGUUCCAGUCGAAAGGCCUUCCAUACAAGCCAGAUAUGUUCAGCACAGGAGAAUCACCCAAAGGAUGUGGCCAUGCGAUGCGAACGACAUGGCAAGGUUAUCGAACAACGGCAGCUGACUAUGUCAUCAAGGACAAGGAGCGGGAAAAUGUCACAAUCAAGUGCGACGUGACCGUCGACAAGGUUAUCCUUGAGCAAGGUGCGGAUGGUCUCGAAGCGAAGGGUGCCGAGUACGUCGAUGCGGAGGGCAACAGAUAUAAGGCCUUCGCCUCACGAGAAGUUAUCUUGGCUGGUGGAACAUACAACACACCAACGAUGCUGAUGCGUUCCGGCAUUGGACCGAAGAAGGAUCUCGAGGCGCUUAAUAUCCCAGUACAGCUCGACCUUCCCGGUGUCGGCGAGAACCUGCAGGACCAUCAGCUCAUCUUCAUGUACUAUGAGCUCAGCGAGCCCGAGCUCACAGACGAUGCUCGCGUGAACCACGACCCCGAAGCAUAUGCGAAUGGCCACAAGGAGUGGCUCGAGAAGAAGACGGGCUGGUUGGCCAACUUCCCAUUUGGUGCGUUCGGCUUCAACCGCCUCACCGAUCGCCUCGAGAGGGAUAGCGCAGAAUGGAGAGCACUUCCAAGAGCGCCAGGUCGCGACCCCAUGGGCCUCACUGAAGAUCAGCCGAACUGCGAAUUCUUCAACACCAUCUGCUAUGGCGGACCACCCGAAUACACGGACUUCCCGAAGGAGGGACAAUGGGCAUUCUCGAUGUGCUGCUUCCUUUGCGGUCAACAAUCUCGUGGCCACGUCAAGAUCAAGUCUCUUGAUCCUUUCGCGCCCCCAUAUGUCGACCCAUGCUAUCUCACCGACAAGCGCGAUCUGAUGAUGAUGUCCGAAGGUGUUCGUUUCGCCAACGAGGUUGUCAUGGAAGGCGCGGGUACCAAGAACGUCGUCAAGGGAGGCUGGCCUGCGGGUGCGAAUCACCACUUGAACAAGACCAAUGAGGAUUGGCAAGCGUUUGUGCAGAAGUACGCUUCGACAUCCUACCACCCUGGCGGCACAUGCAAGCUUGGCAAGAAGGAUGAUCCGAUGGCUGUUGUUGACCAGUACCUUCGCGUAUACGGUGUCAAGAACCUUCGCGUGGCCGACUGCAGCAUCAUGCCUAACCUCAACAGUGGUCACACUCAGAUGCCGGCGUUUGGCAUUGCUGAGAAGGCUGCAGAGUACAUCCAGGCGACGUACAAGGGCGAGCUCCAGUAGACGACUUCCUUUGUUGGGUCGAGGUCAGUCUCCCCGUGUCUUUGUAUAUACAGUAGCGAUUUCCAGUAGCUCGAUCGAAGCCUCCUUGGCGUGUUGCAGGCUCUCUC